Molecule: messenger RNA, 2062 nt
Organism: Selaginella moellendorffii
Lineage: Eukaryota; Viridiplantae; Streptophyta; Lycopodiopsida; Selaginellales; Selaginellaceae
Product: beta-1,4-mannosyl-glycoprotein 4-beta-N-acetylglucosaminyltransferase-like
Exons: 7
Coding region: 362-1444 (360 amino acids)
Biological process (GO): N-acetylglucosamine metabolic process; protein N-linked glycosylation
Cellular component (GO): membrane
Molecular function (GO): beta-1,4-mannosylglycoprotein 4-beta-N-acetylglucosaminyltransferase activity
Source: RefSeq, a predicted model, not a curated record
GCUUUCUUCGCGAUUCCUUGUGGGAUUGUCGGCGCAUCCAUGCGAGUAGCAGCUCCUCCUUUGCUUGGCGAUCGAUGCAUACUUAUCGAUGCCGCCAACGCGGAAGCUGCCAAGAACCCUAGCUUUGGAAAGCGUGGAUUUCGGGUGGAAGAUUCAAGCACGACUUCGCCAGAGUCGUGACAUCACUCUCACAGCAUUAGAUGCCACGACAAUCGAGGGAGUUUUAUAUCUGGGACUGCUCCAGCGAUUAGCGUAAGAUCACUCGGGAAGUAACUUUGAGUAACUUUUGCUCCAGCGAUGGCUGUAGUGGUCAGACAAAGGCCAAUCGCCAGUGCACGAAUCAUCGGUCCGGAAGAAAAGGAUGCUCUCGAGAAAGCCACGAGGGAGAAAAAUCUUAGCGGCCGCUUUGGUACUCGUGUUGAUCCUCUGCCUUCACGCUGGCUACUCCAAUUUCUUGAGCUUAUCAUACUUUCUCAGGCCCGUCUGGGACACACCACCGAAGCCAUUCGACUUCAUCACUCACUACUUCUCUCACAACCUCUCCCGCUCGGAUCUGUGCGAAUUACACAACUGGGAAGUGAGAGAGACCCCUCGCCGUGUCUUUGACGCCAUCAUCUUUAGCAACGAGCUCGACCUGCUGGAGAUCCGGUGGAGAGAAUUGUAUCCUUUCGUGACCAAGUUCGUGCUCCUGGAAGCAAAUGGUACUUUCACUGGUCUGGCCAAGCCGCUCUUCUUCGCGAAAAACAGCUACAGGUUCUUGUUUGCGGCCUCGAAGCUGUUCUACCGGGAGAUCUGGACGAGGCCUUUACUGGAGAAUGAGAGUCCUUUCGCGACGGAGGUGUUCCAGCGACAGCAAAUGGAUCGAGCGCUGGUGGCUGCGGGGAUUGAAGAAGGAGACAUCGUUAUCAUGUCAGAUGCUGAUGAGAUCCCGAGUUGGCACACGCUGGAGCUGCUAAGAUGGUGCGAUGGAUUUCCUUCUCCCAUGCACCUCCAAAUGAGAAACUAUCUCUACUCGUUCGAGUUCCUGGUGGACGACAAAGCUUGGAGGCCGUGCGUGCAUUUGUAUCAGCCGGGCGCCACCAAGUAUGGACACUUCCGAAGGUCAGAUUUCAUACUCGCAGACGCAGGGUGGCACUGCAGCUUCUGUUUCAGACACGUCAGUGAGAUCCUGUUCAAGAUCAGAGCCUACAGCCACGCAGACCGGCUGAAAGCCUCGCGCCUCGGCUCGGUGGACGCCGAGAGAAGAAUCCAGGACGCGGUUUGUAAAGGCAGGGACCUGUUUGGCCUCCUUCCGGAGGAGUACACGUUCAAAGAGCUGGUAGCCAAGAUGGGAAACGCCGCAAGAUCUCACGCAGCAGUCCAUUUGCCGCUGUGGUUGCUGCGAAACGCUCACAAGUUUAAGUUUUUACUUCCAGGACACUGCCUCCGCGAGUAUGAUCCUUGAAGAACACUGGUGCACAGCCUUCGGCCACCCCGCAGAUAGAAAAGCUCGACUCGCAAACGAUAGCACAGAGUCUACUCCAAGGGGUCGCCUCCGGACUUUGGAUCCACACGCAAGGUAGUCCUCCUUGCGCUGCUGCUACUCUCGGUCGUGGACGACGACGCUGGAGACGCUGGCGCUGGAGCCAUGUAAGCCGUACUAAAGUUCUUCCGCGACCUCCCUUCAAACGUUGGAGCUCCUCUGUCCACCACCUGCUUGGUGUCCUCGGCAAAGGUCGUCCCUCUCGCCUUGAAAACUCUGAUCCUCGGCCUUCCUCCUCCAGCCGCGUUCUUGCGAUCCUCCUCGGCCUUUCUAGCCACUGCGUCCUCCUUCUCCUUUCUCGCUCUUUCCUCAUCGUCCAGCCUCUUCUUCUCGCCUUCCCUGCGUUUCAUCUCCUCUUCUUCCUGGAUUCUCCUCUUGCGAGCUUCUUCUUCCUCGGCCUCUCUGCGUUUUCUCUCCCGUUCUUCCUCCUGGAGUUUCCUUCUGCGCGCUUCCUCCUCCCUGUGCUUUCGUUCCUCCUCCUCCUGCUUCCUCCUGAGCUCUUCCUCGGCCUCCUUCCUCUUGCCCUCUUCCUCUUCCAUU